CGCCUGUCAAACCGCAAGAAAAGGACUGCUCAACAAACAUGGCACAAAGUCUGCUUUGCCGAGUUGGUCGUGUAGUUCAAGCAGUCAGGUGGAAUUCACGUGUUACCACUCGGACGCUUUCUGCAUCAGCACAAGAAGAGCCGCUGACGCUUAAAGAAGAACAGGACGGAAUCAGGAGAAUAAUUCUGAACAACCCCAAGAAGAGAAAUGCCUUGUCCCUGGCCAUGCUUGCGUCACUGCGUGACAACAUCCUCACUGGAGUGGACAGCGAUGACCUCAGGGUCAUCAUCAUAUCAGCUCGAGGCCCAGUGUUUUCCUCUGGUCAUGACCUGAAAGAGCUGACGUCGGUCCAAGGCAGAGAGUAUCACACCAAAGUGUUUCAUGCCUGUUCUGAGGUCAUGACCCUCAUCCAAGACAUUCCGGUGCCCGUCAUCGCCAUGGUGAACGGGGUUGCCACGGCUGCAGGGUGCCAGCUGGUGGCCAGUUGUGACAUUGCCGUGGCGACGGAGAAGUCCACCUUUGCUACGCCGGGGAUUAACGUGGGGCUGUUCUGCUCCACCCCUGGAGUGGCCAUCGGCCGAGCGGUACCCAGGAAGGUCGCCAUGGAGAUGCUGUUGACGGGUCAGCCGGUGUCGGCGGGGGCGGCGCUGCGCCACGGCCUGGUGAGCCGCGUGGUGGCGGACGAGGCGGAGCUGGAGGAGGCGGCGCGCUCCAUGGCGCUGCGCGUGUGCGAGGCCAGCCGGCCGGUGGUGGCGCUGGGCAAGGCGGCGUUCCAGAGGCAGAUGGCACAGGGGCGCGACGCCGCCUACGCCACGGCCUCCGCCGUCAUGGUGGACAACCUGGCGCUGCGCGACGGCCAGGAGGGCAUCAGGGCCUUCCUGGAGAAACGGAAGCCCACGUGGACACACGGCACCGAGAAGGCUCAUAAGUGAGGGCAGGGUGUGUGUGUGUGUGUAGGUGUGUGUGUGUGUGUGUGUGUGUGUGUGUGUAGGGCCACAAGUGGUGGGGGGGGGUGCCCUAUCAGAAUAUGUUUGUGUGCCUUAUCAGAAUAUGUGUGUGUGCGUGUGAAGGGCCAUAAGGGUGUGUGUGUGU
Sardina pilchardus (European sardine) is the source of this 1092-nucleotide messenger RNA. RefSeq names its product enoyl CoA hydratase domain containing 3 (gene echdc3). The transcript has 5 exons. Gene Ontology annotation, cellular component: mitochondrion. The record is from RefSeq and is a predicted model, not a curated record. NCBI's taxonomy places the organism in Eukaryota, Metazoa, Chordata, Actinopteri, Clupeiformes, Clupeidae. Bases 39 to 932 code for a protein of 297 amino acids. Gene Ontology annotation, molecular function: hydro-lyase activity.